UUAAAUUACCGUCAUCGUGAGGUAACGAUCUUAACGAUCUUCUCACAACUGUAAAAUUACAAUUUGUGCAAUAGAGAAAAAUGCGUUAUUCUGUGAUUUAUGUUCUCGAUUGGUCAACGUCUGUAAAAUUUAUGCUUUGACAAUUUGAACGUGCUAUUUCUUUAUCUUUUCUCUUAUCUCAACACUCGGCGUCUUGAGACAUUUGUCUGCCAUGAAUUCAAACGUUCCGGUAGAGACUUACGUGUUCCUCGAUCUCGAGACGACCGGCUUGCCGUCGAAAAAUUUCAGUAACACGAAAAUUACAGAGAUCUCUUUGAUAAGCGCCUUAAGAAAACACUUCGACGAGAACCCCUCCGAAGCCGUCCCUAGGGUCCUCAACAAGCUCACGAUGUGUUUUCACCCUUGCAAGUUCAUAACAGGAAGUGCGCAAACUAUUUCAGGGUUGAACAAUGAGUUACUCGAGGAGCAGUCAACUUUUAAUGUAGAAUUUUGUGAUUUGCUUCACAGUUUCUUGUUAAGACAUCCUGAACCUAUUUGUCUUUUAGCACACAAUGGGAACAAUUUUGAUUUUCCGUUGAUUCAAUCACAUUCUAAAUUUUUAAAAAGGCCACUGCCAGACGAUAUUCUUUGUGCUGAUACUCUUCAUGCAUUCAGGGAACUUAAAAUUGUCGAGCGGCCACCUCCAAGGCACAUACCACUUGACGUCAUGGAACCGUACACACUGCACAAUUUUGAGUUCGGCACAAAUUGUUGGCCUCCUGAAACUGAUGACAUAGGUCCCGAUGUUAUUAAGUUUCUUGAUGACAUAGAACAUUCAUUAUAUGAACAGUACAAAGGAUUGGAAACAGAUGCUGUUAUGUCUAGUUUAUACAAAGGGACACCAACAAGACGAGCAUCAGUGGGAAACCCACCGAAGAUAAAUAGAAAAUCUCCACCACUCCAUGAAUCAAUGACUUCAGAAAGAAUUAGAAGACGAUUAGAUUUUGAUAAAAAAUCUCCUAGGCCAUGUAAACCAUCGUACAGACUUCAGGCAGUCUAUCAGCACCUUUUUGGAAAACCACCUGAAAACUCCCACACUGCUGAAGGAGAUUGUUUAGCACUUUUGAAGUGUAUUGCAGCUAUUGGAACUCCAUUUCACGACUGGGUGUUAUCAAAUCACAAACCGCUAAAUCAAAUAUUAAAAUUGUGGUAAAGGUGAGAAAAAGUAAGUUAACUUUUUUACCAAAGAAGUUAAAUUGUUAAAUAUUUAUUCAUAAUUAUUAGGCCAUUUAUUUUUGAAGGCAGGCAAAAAUAAUUAAUUUGACUUAAUUGCUCUGCAACAUUUAUUAAAUUAAAAUAUUAAUUGGUCAAUUUGUACUACUUAGAAUGUGAGCUGGUUAACUCUUUGUUACCCCUGAUCAUCAGUUCCAACCAUCCUUGCAGUUGAUUUGACUUUUAUGAUUGUUAUUUCCAGUAUAAUUAUUUCUCAGCCUUCAAUGGUUUUUAAAGAAUAAUACUAGGGAUAAAGACAGUUUGGAAAGAAUGCGUGCCAUGUUGAUCUUUAUAAAUUCAUUAUAUUGAAACCAUUUUUCAAAUUUGUGACUGAAAGUUCAUAUAUGUUAAUCUUUUAAAUUAUUAAUUAAAGUUUCAGAGUUCUCAUGUAAGGCAUGUAUUCAUUGGAAGCUCAUUGAAGGAAUUGUUAGCCUUUUUCUUUCUAAUUGACCUUAUCCAUGAUUGUGUAUUUUCCACAUGAAUUGUGAAAGAGUACGAAAAGUCGAAUUUCAGGAUUGAAUUGGCAUGCUAAAAUCCAGCACCCUUGUUGCCAGUAGCUUGUUCUAUAAGUGCCUAACUCAGUGUGUGAUUUCACAUUUUAAAAAUGGUGGUGUAAAACAAAAUAAGUCAAAUUGAAUUGCUCUCUUAAAAUUACUCACUAAAUCCAACUUAUUCACAAUUCAUCCAGUAGUAAAAAUUUAUUUGUUAUUUUAAAUGUGUUCAUUUUCUCAAUUUUUUUAUUUAUCUCUUCAUGUGGCUUAGGCGAUUAUUUUGUCAAUGAAAAAUGUUAUUCAAAACUAUUUAUUUUUACUUGUGUAUUUCAAAAACUGUCUUGAAAUAAAGUUUAUUAGGAACCGAUGCUUAGUUUGAUGAAAUAAUGGAUGUCAAGCUUGUUUGUGACCUGUUGUAAAAUGUCAGUAAUAAAUCUACCAAGAACCAAAAUCUCAUUAAUUUAUAUUGUCACUACUACAAAGAACACUUUCUGCCCUAUUUUUAAUAAUUAAUGUUUAUUAAUGGUCGUUGUAAAUAAUUACUUUGAUUAUGUUUUUAUCUAAGGUCUUGGU
Messenger RNA from Cimex lectularius (bed bug), 2315 nucleotides. Its product is annotated as three-prime repair exonuclease 1. Bases 212 to 1192 code for a protein of 326 amino acids. NCBI's taxonomy places the organism in Eukaryota, Metazoa, Arthropoda, Insecta, Hemiptera, Cimicidae. Gene Ontology annotation, molecular function: nucleic acid binding; 3'-5'-DNA exonuclease activity. Gene Ontology annotation, biological process: DNA catabolic process. Gene Ontology annotation, cellular component: cytoplasm. The record is from RefSeq and is a predicted model, not a curated record. The transcript has 6 exons.